Messenger RNA from Pseudogymnoascus destructans, 1857 nucleotides. RefSeq lists its product as uncharacterized. The transcript has 3 exons. The record is from RefSeq and is a predicted model, not a curated record. The coding region runs from base 1 to 1857 and encodes 618 amino acids. NCBI's taxonomy places the organism in Eukaryota, Fungi, Ascomycota, Leotiomycetes, Thelebolales, Thelebolaceae.
AUGGGUGUCGAGCCGCCUUACAUUUACGACGCUGUUAAGAAGGACACAACGAGGUAUUCGUACAAAGAGUUUGACCCAAAGGCCGUAUCAAGAUCAAGUAUGCAGUCGCAACCGCAAAAACCAAAGAAAGAUGGCCCUCUGGUAUCUUUCAACAGACAUCCCGACUCCUACCUGAUAAUGCCUUCUGGAAAGGCUACCGGCGCAAGAGUGAGCGCAUCGAUGAAGGGUCGCAUUACAGAAACUAGGAUGGCGGUGUUGUUCUUCAGGAUCUUUCAAUUACUAGGCGCAAUUGGAGCUCUGACUACUAUGGUUCUAAUUACUGGUGUCGAUACUCAAAUGGGCUGGAUUAUGAGAAUAGUGCCUGGUAUAUCCAUUUUGCAUACAUCAUACGGCAUUUAUCACUUAUCACGCAAACCUUCCGGUCGAACACCAGGCUCGUCUGCCUCAUACAUGCUGUUUGCCAGCUUGUGCGAUGCUUCAAUUAUGGCGUUUUACGCCUUUAGCACAACUACGGCAUACUACAGAUGGGAUCCAAAGAACGGUCUCUGGAAAUCAACCGACUCAGUCACAACCUGGUCAACUUGGCCAAUACUCCAGGAUGAUGGCCCAUAUGUCAUGAAGACUCUCUUUUUCUCCGCAGUUCUAUGCUUCGGGGUGAGCGCGAUCUUCCAUUUCAUAACCCUGAUACUCUCAAUCUGGCUUUUCGUACUGUUCCGCAAAAUUGUCAAUCUUCCUCCAGAUAUGAACCCAUUGGAAAGCAAUCUCACUUCCAGAGCCCACAAGCGCAACAAGUCUUCUGUCUCUACAAUGCCGAUAUAUGACGACAAGCGGGGGUCCAGGCAAUCAGUAGCUGGCGCUGCAGCCCCUCCUUACGAGGGCCUCGCACAGCCUCCCAUGAUGCCUUUUAUGCACACACGCAACAACUCCGGCACAUCCUUCUCGACAUACUACUCGAUACCUACGUCCUCAUCGCCACGAGAUUCGAGGCUGGACCUCCCCAGCCGUCAGUGUCAGAUACCGGCCACCAAUUCUCCCCGUGCCUCGGUGUCGGACCUGAAGCGCGCAUAUCAAUCUUCUCUUCCCUCGGUUUCCCCUAAGCGCGGCUCCUAUGCCCCAGUGAACACCCAAGAUCUCGCAGAUCAAUAUGCGGGUGUCCAAAAUGAGAACUGGUAUAGCACCGACUCCCUCCCUCACAACCGCUACAGCCAGCCACCCAACCCAGUAAAGUCCGCCAGAUCCCCAAUAGAGGCUCGUCCACAAUCCGCGUAUACUCCAUUACGUGAUGGCUUUGGGACUUACGAAGACAUUAACGAUGCCGACUUCGACUCAGAUGUUGGUUCAUCUACUGUCUCCGCCAACCCUCUCAGCGCGCACCCCGUCGCCGCAGGUCAACGCGUUCCUCCCGUUAAACGAGAGUCCGCAUUAGGGGAGAUAUCACUGAAUCCCAAUUUUACUGCAGGGAGCAGCAGCUACAGCGGAGAUGUAGCAGAUAUCAAUGGCCCUCAGCGCGGAUGCUAUGACUACGCAACCGUUGAGCCUAAGGGGCAGUCAGAGUACAGAGAAUUGACACCACAACCGCUCGUGCGGCCUGGAGCCGCUGGAAAGGGGGUUGUCGGACACAGCAGUGACAGAGAUGGCAUUGUUAAGGGCUCCGUGGGAUUUAAGGCGCGGUAUUACGGCGAGCUACGCGCGGGUACCCCACCUACGCUCGUCAGCGGCGUGAAGGGGCGACAGGUGAGCUCCGGCAUUGACAUGGGCGUCCAAACUGGAGAUGGAAGGAGGGAUGUGAGUGGGAAGAUUGCCGAAGAGGGACGUGGCGGAUGGGGAGCUAGGUUUAGGAAAAUCAGUGGGAUUUAA